Carya illinoinensis is the source of this 1012-nucleotide messenger RNA. RefSeq lists its product as uncharacterized. The transcript has 2 exons. The record is from RefSeq and is a predicted model, not a curated record. NCBI's taxonomy places the organism in Eukaryota, Viridiplantae, Streptophyta, Magnoliopsida, Fagales, Juglandaceae. The coding region runs from base 139 to 717 and encodes 192 amino acids.
AUAUAUAUUCACUGUGACUUCAAUGUGGGAUAGUCUUUCAUAAUCCAAAAGUAUAGUAGGCUGAACCAAGCUCAGAGUCUCCCAUCUCCCAUCUGCAUAUAUUCUUGAUUUCUUUGUAAGAAAUCCCAACAAUCUCAAAUGUACAGCUCUGAGCUUCCCCAGAAGACCCUUCAAAUCGAGGAAGAUGACAAGUUCUUCUCUAGGCUUUUAUCCAAAGAGAGCUCUGUGGCUAACCCUUCUCUCAGGGUACCGUAUUAUGGAGGAAUAUCUGGUGCUGUUCCAUUCAUGUGGGAGUCUCGGCCUGGAACUCCUAAACAUACCUUUUCUCACGCUACUCUAGUACCACCUCUUACUCCUCCUCCCUCCUAUUAUUCCAAUUCUAGCAAAAAAUCCAUCAAGAAGCGCUCAAGAUCCAAUCUCUUACAUGCUAUAUUCCCAAAAAUCAGUCUUAAAAAGGGUACUACCACAGUGUCUCCGUCGCCAUCUUCAGCAUCAAUCUCAUCGACAUGGUCGUCACCAUCAGAUUUGUCAUUAUCUGCUCCAAUUACUGAUGCAAAGUUUCAUGGAAUGAAGCGAUUUUUAAGCCAAAGUUCAUCCUUUGAUUCCAGGGAAGAUGAUGAUCAUCAAAAAGGCGCCCUUGGUUCACUUCAACACUGUGUUUUGGCAUAUUUAGGGUGCUGCGCUUCGAGGCUAGCUGCUACCGGCUGUGAGAAUUAAAAAAGCCUUGCUGUCAAAGGGAGGAGGGGGAUGUUGAAAAUGUAAGCUACAUGAAGCUGAUCAAGAUGUGGCCAAAUUUGGAAUAAGUUCAAAUCUCAAAUGAAAGAUCCCACCUCGAUAAUUUCGUAUCAUACUCGGAACAUAAGGCUGGAGCUAGCACUACUAUUCCAUCUCCACCAUGAGCAAAACUCGUCCUCGGCCUUGUUCUAAUUAUUUUUCCUGUUUUCAAUUUUUUCUUUUGUUCUCUUAAAGUAUAAGUUCUCUAUUUGAACUCACAUGGUGGAUUUUAGAGAUA